Molecule: messenger RNA, 3576 nt
Organism: Neoarthrinium moseri
Lineage: Eukaryota; Fungi; Ascomycota; Sordariomycetes; Amphisphaeriales; Apiosporaceae
Exons: 2
Coding region: 1-3576 (1191 amino acids)
Biological process (GO): coenzyme A metabolic process; ergosterol biosynthetic process; isoprenoid biosynthetic process
Cellular component (GO): peroxisomal membrane; endoplasmic reticulum membrane
Molecular function (GO): protein binding; hydroxymethylglutaryl-CoA reductase (NADPH) activity
Source: RefSeq, a predicted model, not a curated record
AUGAUCGCCUCUACGCUUCUUCCCUCCCGCUUCCGCGGCGCCCAGCCCAAUGGCCAGCCGUCUCCGCCCUCCAAGGUGAACAAGAAGUUCACCCCCAUCCUCCAAUUCGUCUCCAAGAUAGCCUGCGUCCACCCCAUCUACACCAUCUGCGUCGUGGCCAUCCUGGCAAGCACCACCUACGUCGGCAUAGUCAAGGACAGCCUGGUCGAUGCCACCCGUGGCGUCCGAAGAGCCGACUGGGAUUCUCUGGUAGAAGGCAGCCGAAACCUCAUUGCUGGUCCUGAGACCUCGUGGAAAUGGCAGAACUUCGAGUCUGACGCCCACAUUCCCAAGGACGCCGACCACCUGGCUUUGGUGACCCUGGUCUUUCCCGAGUCCUCUCCCGAGGCGCCCCAGACCGCGCCAUCACCGCACAUCGUCCCGCUGCCCAGCAACCUCUCCAUCUCCCACCUCCCGUCAACUUCCAACUCCCUGACGACCUACGCCCAGGACAGCGCCUUGGCCUUCUCUCUCAAGUACAGCGAAGGCCCCCAGUUCCUGACUGCCGCCCAAGAGAUCCCCAAUGAUGUUCCCGGCCAGGAGUCCUUGGAGACCGCAUCCGGCAAGAAGGAGAAGAAGAUGUGGAUUAUGAAGGCUGCCAGAGUCCAAACCAGAAACAGUCUGGUGCGUUGGUUCCAGAACGCAUGGUCCGAGUUCCUGGAUCUGCUCAAGAACGCCGAGAGCCUCGACAUCAUCAUCAUGGUGCUUGGGUACCUGGCUAUGCACCUGACCUUUGUCUCCUUGUUCCUGAGCAUGAGAAAAAUGGGCUCCAAUGUAUGGCUGGCAACUAGUGUGCUCUUUUCCUCGACCUUCGCCUUCUUGUUCGGCCUCAAUGUCACCACCAAGCUCGGUGUGCCUGUUUCCGUUGUACUUCUCUCUGAAGGCCUGCCAUUCUUGGUCGUAACCAUCGGGUUUGAGAAGAACAUUGUCCUGACCAAGGCAGUCCUUUCCCACGCCUUGGAUCACCGACGGCCCGAGGACAACUCGUCUUCCAGUGGUAGGUCCAAGCGGUCGCCGAGCCCACCUGACAAUGUGAUCCAGUAUGCAGUCCACAAGGCUAUCAAGGAUACGGGCUAUGAGAUCGUUCGUGAUUACGUCUUGGAGAUCUUGGUGCUGUCCGUCGGUGCCGCCUCUGGCGUCCAGGGUGGACUACAGCAAUUCUGCUUCUUGGCAGCCUGGAUUCUCUUCUUCGAUUGCUUGUUGCUUUUUACCUUCUACACCGCUAUACUUUGCAUCAAGCUUGAAAUCAACCGUAUCAAGCGACAUGUCGAGAUGAGAAGGGCCUUGGAAGACGACGGCCUCAGCCGCCGUGUCGCAGAGAACGUUGCCAGCAGCAAUGAUAGCAAGGACGGCAAGGCUCUCCUGUUUGGUCAGGAUUUCAAGAGCAGCAGCGUACCCAAGUUUAAGUUCUGGAUGGUAGUUGGAUUCUUCGCAAUCAACAUUGCCAACCUCUGCUCCAUCCCGUUCAGGACACCCGGAACAUUCUCGACCAUCUCAUCUUGGGCAGGUGGCCUUGGGGGGGUUGGCACCGCGCCCCCGGUUGAUCCUUUCAAGGUUGCGUCAAACGGACUUGACGAGGUUCUCUACAUGGCCCGAGGCCACGGCCGUACGACUGUUGUCACGGUUUUGACCCCGAUCAAGUACGAGCUCGAAUUCCCAUCUAUUCACUACGCCGUUCCCGUGGAUAGUGGACAUGGUGAUGAUGGUGACAGCUACGCUCAGCUUGGCGACUACGGUGUGGGUGGCCGCAUGGUCGGUAGCCUGCUGACGAGCCUCGAGGAUCCCAUCUUGUCUAAGUGGAUCGUUGUCGCACUCGCGAUGAGUGUCGCCUUGAACGGCUAUCUUUUCAAUGUUGCCAGAUCGGGCAUCAAGGACCCCAACCUCCCAGGUCAUCCCGUCGACCCCAAGGAGCUAGCUGAGGCCGAAAGGUUCAACGACUCGCAGAAUGCUACUCUUCCCGCAAUUGGACAGGCCCAAGCUCACAGGGCCCCUCCAUCUAAACCGCUCACCCCUGCCUCGACAGACGACGAAGCCGACCAACUCUUGAUGAAACCGAAGGUCUCAACGCUAGAUACCCCAAGCCCCAGGACUCCCACUGUUUCCCGAAGCCAAGCUGAUCUUGAGAAGCUCCUGGCGGAGAAGCGUAUCUUUGAUCUGACUGACGAGGAAGUUGUUGCGCUGUCUCUAAAGGGCAAGGUUCCUGGUUACGCUCUUGAGAGAAGUCUCAAGGAUUGCACUCGAGCUGUCAAGGUUCGUCGGUCGAUUAUUGCCAGGACCAAGGCUACCGCGGAUCUUACCAAUGUUUUGGAGCGAUCGAAGCUGCCCUACCAGAACUAUAACUGGGAUCUCGUCUUGGGAGCUUGCUGUGAGAACGUUAUUGGUUACAUGCCUAUCCCUGUUGGCGUCGCCGGCCCUCUUGUCAUUGAUGGCCAGAGCUAUUUCAUCCCCAUGGCUACGACUGAAGGUGUACUCGUUGCCAGUGCCAGCCGAGGUUGCAAGGCCAUUAACGCCGGUGGCGGUGCCGUCACGGUUCUCACUGGUGAUGGGAUGACUCGUGGACCUUGCGUGAGCUUCGAAACCCUUGAGCGUGCUGGUGCCGCCAAGCACUGGAUCGACUCUGAGGCUGGACAAACCGUAAUGAAGAACGCCUUCAACUCUACAAGUAGAUUCGCACGACUGCAGACUAUGAAGACCGCUCUUGCUGGAACAAACCUCUACAUCAGGUUCAAGACAACGACUGGUGAUGCCAUGGGCAUGAACAUGAUCUCCAAGGGUGUCGAACAUGCUCUCAACGUCAUGGCCACAGAAGGCGGUUUCGAGGACAUGCAGAUUGUCACCGUCUCUGGAAACUACUGCAUUGACAAGAAGCCCGCUGCUAUCAACUGGAUCGACGGACGUGGAAAGGGCAUAGUGGCAGAGGCCAUCAUCCCGGCCGACGUGGUCAAGUCCGUUCUGAAGACCGACGUCGACACUCUGGUGGAAAUGAACAUCUCAAAGAACUUGAUUGGUUCGGCUAUGGCUGCAUCUGUUGGUGGUUUCAACGCCCACGCCGCCAACAUGGUUGCAGCUAUCUUCAUUGCCACUGGACAAGACCCGGCACAGGUAGUGGAAAGUGCCAACUGCAUCACCAUCAUGAAGAAUCUCCGUGGCUCUCUGCAGAUCUCGGUCUCCAUGCCGUCUAUUGAGGUUGGUACUCUUGGCGGUGGUACUAUUCUCGAGCCGCAGAGUGCUAUGCUUGAUCUGCUUGGUGUUCGUGGUUCUCAUCCCACAACGCCUGGUGAGAACUCACGUAGAUUGGCGCGCAUUGUGGGCGCCGCUGUUCUUGCCGGUGAGCUGUCUCUCUGCUCUGCACUUGCAGCUGGCCACCUGGUUCGUGCCCACAUGGCACACAACCGGUCUGCGCCACCAACCAGAAGCACAACUCCUGCCCCAGGCGCCAGCGGGACAAUGACUCCUGUUGGCCUUGCCAUGACGAAUGCAGUCGAGAAGACCGUGGGCAGCAUGAGUGCUGCUGCUGCGGAGCGCGCCAAACGCUGA